AAUACCUAAUCAACUAAUUGCAGAAAAAUGUAAUUCAAGAAAGAAUCUGUGUGUGGGGUAGGAACAUGAAUUCAAACAAAUCACAUAAGGACGGAGGCCAGGGAGAAUAAAGGAGGAUGUUACCUAACCCCUCCCCUGGAGGAGGGGACCAUGGAGGUCAGGGAGGUCAAGGAGGACCAGGAGGAGGUCAGGGGGGAAACCAGGAUUGGAAUUCAGAGGAGAGUCUCGUUAAACUAAAGGGACUGUUCAUUCCGGCGCUGCAAAAGGUGCUGACACAAGUUCAUCCUAAUCUGGCAGCCAAGGACGAAUCCCUGGAAUACGUAGAAUCCUUGAUCCUCAAACUACUCGCUAUGCUCACGUCAAAACCUGCUCCUUUAAGUGUACAGGAUGUUGAGGAGAGAGUUCGGAAAACGUUUCCAACUCCGAUAGAUAAAUGGGCACUGACCGAGGCCCAGACUGCUGUGGGCAAAGGCCGGAAGAAAUCUGAUCUUGUGUUGCCAGUUGACAAAAUUCAUGUCAUUCUUUGCAAAGAGGUUCUUCAGAAUAAACAAGAGGUUUCUCUGUACAUAGUUGCAGUACUAGAGUACAUAUCUGCUGAUAUAUUGAAACUAACUGGAAACUAUAUUAAACAAAUGCGAAGAAUGCAGAUUUCCUGUGAAGAUAUCAAGGUUGCUAUCUGUGCUGACAAGGCCCUGAUGGACAUGUUCUACCAGGAGGAGGUGAGCAGUGAGGAGCAUGGGGUCGGAUACCUCAGGAACAGACCAGCACAGACCUACGACGAGGUGGUCAAGGACCUUAUCCUCAAGGAGAAAUCAUAUCUCCGGGAUCUAAAUAUGAUCACUAAGGUGUUCAAGCAGCAGAUUCUGAAGUUUGCGAGGCCCGAGGAGAUAGACGCCAUCUUCUCCAACAUCACCGACAUCGUCGAGCUGACAGUCAAUCUGAUCAGCAGCUUAGAGGACACUCUAGAGAUGGCGGAGGAGGGGCAGGUGACCGCUGUUGGACCUUGUUUCGAGGAGUUAGCCGAAGCUGAAGAGUUUGCUGUUUACGAGAGAUUUACAAGAGAGGUUCUAAGUCCUGUAUCCAGUCAAUACCUUACUACUUUACUUAGUAAACCAGAGGUGUCAGAGAAGUUGCAGUCCUCAGGUCAUGGAUUCCGAGAAGCUGUGAAGUUUUAUUUUCCCAAACUUAUCCUUGGUCCUGUUUUACACUGCUUCCAUUACUUUAAGUAUAUUGAGCUCCUGACUAAACUAUCUCCGAACAAAGAGGAUCAGGAUAUAUUAAAACAGGUUGCAGCGAUGUUAACUCCUCUACACAACCGACUGAGUUCUGCGUGCGCAGUCAGCAAUGCGCUUGGUCCAGUCGGGGCUGGCGUGCACAAAGCGACCGAUGUCUUUCACAGGUACGGGCCUGGUCGACAAUCACGACAACAGUCGCUGGUUCGACUGAAUCAGCUACAGCAGACUAUUGCCGGGUGGGAGGGGAAGGAUAUUGUCGCUAACUCAUCUGAGAUAGUAUACGAGGGCAAACUAAAAGUUGGGACCGACCGCAAGAAGUUGAAAGAGAGAUAUGUAAUCCUAUGUGACGGAUUAUUAAUAAUAUUGUUUAUGUUGAUUAUUANCAAUAUGGAGGAGAGGAUCUCCGUGAUGCAGAGAAUACUGGAGAUCAUGAUGGUGUUACAGGGUGUUAAUAAUGAUAAUAAUAAUAAUGAUAAUAAAUAUAUCCAAUGUAUAUUGAAAUUUGACAGACAUAUAUUCGAACUCUGUCAGCGGGAUCAGCAGAGAGUUAUAUUCAAAUGUGAGAGUAUGGAGGAUAAGAACGACUGGAUGGCGGCCCUAGUGAUGCUAAAUACUAAAAGUAUGCUGGAGAGAACCCUGGAUGUUAUUCUCUCAGACGAGGAGAAUAAGCAUCCUCUCCGUCUACCUGACCCUAGUCUGUAUAGGUUUGGUGAGCUUGACUCUGCUCAUAAUAUUAUAUUUGAAGAGCGGGAGAAGAGCAGUGGAGUCCCGAUUAUUAAAGGAGCAACCCUUAUCAAACUAGUGGAGAGACUUACAUAUCAUUUAUACGCCACACCGGUAUUCAUGAAAACAUUUCUCACAACUUACAGGUCUUUUUCUACACCUAAGGAGCUGCUUGAUCUUCUUAUCGACCGAUUCAACAUCCCGGAGUUUGAUCAAUCCGACAAAUCCCGUCGAUUGCGGUUUGUCCAGGAUGAGAAACGGUUCCGGAAGGAAUAUGUUCAACCCGUUCAGUUUCGAGUGCUCAACGUGCUCAAGCACUGGGUUGAUCAACACUUUUACGAUUUCGACGAGGACAUUGAUCUCCUGCACUGCCUCACCUCCUUUCUGGACAAGAUCCAGGGCAGGUACAUGAGGAAGUGGGUGGAGAACAUCAGCAAGUUGGUGCAACGCAGGCUUGAUAACGACGAGGGACAGAAGGAUAUUCAGUUCAACUUCGACCGAUCCCCGCCACCUAUAGAAAUUCAUAUAAAAAAUCCGCAAGAAGAUUGGCCACUGAUCAUGACGUAUCAUCCCAUAGAGAUUGCUAGACAGCUUACAAUCAUAGAGUAUCAGCACUACAGGUCUGUAAAACCGAGUGAGCUGGUGGACCUGGCCUGGACAAGAGAAGACAAGGAUAAACGGUCUCCGAACCUUCUCAAGAUGGUUAGACAUACAACCAACUUUACAAGGUAUCUGGAGAAAACGAUCCUGAUCGCUGACAAUAUGGAGGAGAGGAUCUCCGUGAUGCAGAGAAUACUGGAGAUCAUGAUGGUGUUACAGGAGUAUAAUAAUUUCCACGGUGUUCUGGCGAUUACAUCCGCUCUCAAUAGCUCGGCGGUUCAUCGUCUGCUCUCAACCAAGGAUAGGAUUCCUGGAACAUAUCUCAAGGCUCUAGAGGAUGCAACUAGUCUGGUGGACGAUCAUUUUAAACUCUAUCUUGAGAAACUCCGCUCAAUUAAUCCCCCCUGUGUUCCUUUCUUUGGUCAUUAUCAGACAAACAUCCUUUUCCUAGAGGAGGGAAACCCGGAUUUUCUUCACAACUCAGAACUCAUCAACUUUUCGAAACGACGUAAGGUUGCUGAGAUCAUAAGUGAGAUUCAACAGUAUCAGAACCAACCCUAUUGUCUCCAGGACUAUCCUGACCUCAAGAUCCGUCUGGAAAACCUGGACCCAUUUCCAGGAUUUCAGGAGAAGGAAAUCACCGACUUUUUGUGGGAAAAAUCCGUGGAAAUCGAGCCACGAGCAUCAGACACGAUAAAGCGCAAAAACCCUGAACGACGAUGGCCCGGUCUUUCUCUCAAAUCCCCAGGAAUAAAACCGAAAACGUUGCCAGGGAAAAAUCCGCCAAACCCUUUGCCGAAGAUAUCGAGUGGGCACACGUCCCGGCACAGCAAGGACGAGUCACCUCUCAGUUCCCCAAACUUUGGUUCUCCUAGUCAAGUAUUUAAACAGUCUCCAGUCUCCACUCCUGUUACACCCAGCGUACAAACUUCUCCUAGAGAGGAAUUCGCCGGGUUCCGAGACGAUCCCAUCAAGAUCUCAGUCAUCCUUCCCUCAGGACCAACAGCGGCUCAUUCAAUUCCCCCAAUGCCAGUUGGGAAACCGCCGCCCCUACCUCCAAAACCUCGACAUGUUGGUGAAACGCCACCCCUCCCACCACGUGAUUCCUCUCCUCCACCUCCUUUACCGCCCCGGCAUCCACCGACCCGCUCUGUAUCUGGUUAUAUCAGCGGCAAACCGCCGCUAGAAAGUCGUAAUCCCUUAAUUGAACCGGUUUUCCCGAAACGCAAUUCAAUUAUGGACACUGCGUCCCAACCUCCGCUGAUACCCCGAAGCCGGAACGGAAUAUCUGAACCCUUAUCUCCGGCUCCUAAGUUAAUGGACUCCAACACGUCCUCGUCCUCCUCCACUCCGACCAAACACCUCCCUCCUCCUAUGGGGUUCGAUCGAAGUUCUGCUCCUGGGUCCGCGUCCUGGGACCGUCCUUAUGGUCCUAUAUCUACCGGGCCGGAGAUGGGAUCUCACUUUACCUUCGGCCAUCAUGUUCCGUCAGCUAGCAACCAAGGUGGCGUGCAGCAUUCACAAUUUCCUGCAAAUGUUUAUAUGCAACCUAGUGGACCCCUUCUACCCCUUCAAGGGGGCAGUGGCCCCCUUCUACCCCUUCAAGGGGGCGGUGGACCACUCCUUCCCCCUAGAUCAAACUCCCACAAAUCUCCACUCUUCCCACAUAGUAGUGGGGGAUCUCCCUUAUACCAGGGGGGGCAGGGGCCAUGUGCCCCCCCUCCACUCUUUCACCAGGGAGCAAGUGGGUCUCCCAGAUGAACCAAAGUAAAAUUUUUACCCUGAGAUUAGCGACUCCAUUAUGAUUUAUACUCAAUAUGUUGCUUAGACCAUUCAUUGUCUAGCUAUCAAUACAAUAUUUUGAGGUCAUGCUGUUCUAAAAAUAGAAACUAAAAAUAUGAGAUUAACCAGUUCAUUAUGUUUGUGCUCGGGUAACAUCUAUUUCUGUUUCAUGUUACGGGAUAGUUCCGGAUAUCAUUGUCUUUUCUAUCCGGGAUACUUGGCUAUCCUUGUAUCGAGGAUACUUGGCUAUCCUUGUAUCGAGGAUACUUGGCUAUCCUUGUAUCCAGGAUACUUGGCUAUGCUUGUAUACAGAAUACUUGGCUAUCCUUUUAUCCAGGAUACUUGGCAAUCCUUGUAUCCAGGAUACCUGGCUAUCCUUGUAUCCAGGAUACUUGGCUAUCCUUGUAUCCAGAAUACUUGGCUAUCCUUGUAUCCAGGAUACCUGGCAAUCCUUGUAUCCAGGAUACCUGGCUAUCCUUGUAUCCAGGAUACUUGGCUAUCCUUGUAUCCAGAAUACUUGGCUAUCCUUGUAUCCAGGAUACCUGGCAAUCCUUGUAUCCAGGAUACCUGGCUAUCCUUGUAUCCAGGAUACCUGGCUAUCCUUGUAUCCAGGAUACUUGGCUAUCCUUGUAUCCAGGAUACUUGGCUAUCCUUGUAUCCAGGAUACUUGGCAAUCCUUGUAUCCAGGAUGCUAGGCUACCCUUGUAUCCAGGAUAUCUGGCUAUCCUUGUAUCCAGGAUACCUGGCUAACUUUGUAUCCAGGUUAUCUGGCUAACCUUGUAUCCAGAAUACCUGGCUAUCCUUGUAUUCAGAAUACCUUGGUAACCUUAAAUCCAAGAUCCCUGGCUAUCUUUGUAUCCAGGAAACCUGGCAAUCCUUAUAUCCAGGAUGCUAGGCUACCCUUGUAUCCAGGAUACCUGGCUAACCUUGUAUCCAGGAUACCUCGCUAUCCUUGUAUCCAGGAUACCUGGCUAACCUUGUAUCCAGGAUAUCUGGCUAUUCUUAUAUCCAGGAUACCUGGCUAUCCUUGUAUCCAGGAUACCUGGCCAUCCUUGUAUCCAGGAUACCUGGCUAUUAUUGUAUCCAGGAUACCUGGCUAUCCUUGUAUCCAGGAUACCUGGCUAUCCUUAUAUCUAGGAUACCUGGCUUUCCUUGCAUCCAGGAUGCUAGGCUACCCUUGUAUAUUAGGAUAUCUGGCUAUCCUGUAUCCAUGAUACAUGGCUAUCCUGUAUCAAUAAUAUGGUUUGAAGGAUGUAUCCUGCCCUGGAUGGAAACAAAUAUACAAUUGUUUUCCCAAUCUCGAUAAAGGCAUUUGCUCUGGGGUUCCAUUACAAGCAUAAUAUUCGCGUAUUAAUAAACUUAUUUUUAUUCA
Messenger RNA from Eurytemora carolleeae, 5712 nucleotides. It is a transcript of the gene Sos, whose product is annotated as son of sevenless homolog 1. Gene Ontology annotation, molecular function: guanyl-nucleotide exchange factor activity; protein heterodimerization activity. Gene Ontology annotation, cellular component: plasma membrane. Gene Ontology annotation, biological process: positive regulation of GTPase activity; Ras protein signal transduction. Lineage: Eukaryota; Metazoa; Arthropoda; Copepoda; Calanoida; Temoridae. The coding region runs from base 117 to 4319 and encodes 1400 amino acids. The record is from RefSeq and is a predicted model, not a curated record. The transcript is spliced from 21 exons.